Molecule: messenger RNA, 4062 nt
Organism: Schistosoma turkestanicum
Lineage: Eukaryota; Metazoa; Platyhelminthes; Trematoda; Strigeidida; Schistosomatidae
Source: the annotation of a GenBank genome assembly
AUGAGUAGAUCUAUGAUCUUCGUUACUGAAGACGGAGGUUCCACUUGGCAAAGGUCCAGCGUACCAUUUGUCUUAAGUGGCCAGCUGCGUUUUUAUCCACGUGAAAGACUGUCUCCUUGGGUUUUGACUUUAGAAGAAAAAACUUCAAUUUUGUAUCUGUCACUUGACAAUGGAAAAACAUGGAAACCAAUUCACGAUAAUGUUGUAGAUUACUUUUGGUCUAUUUAUGAAUCAGAUCCAGGAGAAACAGUAUACAUACUUUAUCAACCUCAGUCUGAUAAAAAUGACAGUGAAAGGCAUGUACUAGCAAAAUCAUCUGAUUUCGGUCUAACUUGGACUGAACUAUUGAAAGAUGUCAUUCGUGUAUGGGCUCCACGUGGAGUUAAAGUUGAUAUCCCAAGGCCUCAUGACAAGAGUACCAUUUCAUUUGACUCGGAGACAACAAACGAAUCUGAAACAAUUAAACUAGGACACUUCCUUUACGCUUCACACUUUGUAGACAGCGAAAAUCAAACUGUACAACUUAGUGUAUCAACAGACGGUGGUCGAACAUUCAACAAAGCCCAUUUACCAACUAUACAAGCAGAAAGAUUCUACUCAGUACUGGAAGUGGAAGAUGAUUCAGCAUUUGUUCAUGUGGAUGCUCCUAAUGACACUGGUUAUGGUGCAUUAUUUAUAUCUGAUGUCACUGGUUCCAUAUUCAGUGAAUCACUGCGUCAUCAUUUAUAUCCAAAUCAUGCACCAGUUACCGAUUUCUAUCGUGUAGCCUCUAUGCGUGGUACAUAUUUAGCGACACGUUUAAAUCCUGAUCGUACAUUGUAUACAGUGAUAACACAUGAUCGUGGUGCUAGUUGGCAUCCUUUAGGUGUACCGCUGAAUGUUCAAGAUACAACUUGUCAGGGAAAAACACCAACAUCAACACCGACGACGACAUUGUCACCACCACCUACGCCAACAACUACACAAGCAACAGCAGAGACAAGUACAAGUACAACUGCUACAAGUAAUGCAACUUCAUCGUCGACCAGCAGAGAUCAAUCUAAUCAUGACAAUGCAAUACACAAUAUCAUUAGUGAUGAUAUUAUUGAUGUAAUCGAUAAAUUGCAUAAUUCCUUGAAUUCCAUGACAACCAGUAAUCCAUCCAAUCAUCAUCCAUCAAUACAAACGGACAAUGAUAAUCCAACUCCUAGUGAAAUAUGGAAACCGGAUCCAAGCAUGAAUGAUUUGCUGUCAACAGAUCCAUUAUCAGUAAAAGUAUGUGGUCUACAAAUAAGCAAUCAGUUCAGUAUUAAAAAUCGUGUCAUUGCUUCACCACCGCUGUCAAUAGCCGCUGCACCAGGUUUAAUAUUAGCACAUGGACAUGUAGCAACACAUUUGAAAAAUACACCAGCUGAUGUAUUUGUCAGUUCGGAUGGUGGAUAUACAUGGAUUAAAGCACUUGAUGGACCACAUCAUUAUCAAAUUGCUAAUCGUGGCGGUUUAAUUGUCGCCGUUCCAGCUGAAACCUUAUGGCCAGAUAUAUUACGUUUUAGUACAGAUCAAGGUAAAUGUUGGCAUACAAUACCAUUACGUACUGGACAAUGGAUUAUUAAUGAAGCAAAUCGAUAUCAUGUGAAUACUAAUGAUGGCGAAGAAGAUAUUUCAAUGAAAACUCACACACAUCAUCAUCAUAAUCAUAAUGAUAUGUUAGAUGACAGCGAGGAUUCAUUAGAUCAUCAAAAGAAAUUUGUUACAGUGAAAAUCACAGAUAUGCCUUCUACUGUUUCUAAUUUAGCGAAAGAAAAUCAAAUUGUAUUCAAUAAAGAUAUUCUAACGACUACAAUUGAUGCGAUUUCUGAUAUUGUACAUCGUACAACAACACCCAGUGUAACUACUACUCCAGUUAAUACUGCUACUACUACUACUACCGUUAGUACAACUAAUAACACUAGUACAGUGAACAAUGACCUACAAAAUAGUUUAACAUCAUCAUCCUCACCGGACAAUCAACAUCAAUUUCAAACGACUGAUGAUAAAUCGUCAUCAUCAACAUCUACAUCUUCGUCAUCAGCAUCGUCAUCGUCAUCAUCAUCACAAAGAACCGAUGAAAUCGUGGUAUUCACUGGAUUAGUUACAGAACCCGGUGGUAGAGCUAUGGCUGCUGCUGUCUAUGGUUAUGGUACAGCGACACAACGAUGGCGUGUAGCUGUAGUGGAUUUUCGUACUAAUGGAAUGAUACAACGAAAAUGUACAUCGGAUGAUUAUGAAACUUGGAUACCACAUUCCUCGGAUGAAGGCGGUAAAGAUGGUUGUCUACUUGGUGUACGUGAACAAUAUAAACGGUUAAAAAAAGAUUCACUUUGUACAAAUGAAUAUGAAAUGGAAACACGUGUACAAAUAGAAUUUUGUCCAUGUACACAAGCAGAUUAUGAAUGUGAAUAUGGAUUUUAUCGUCAACCGGGAUCAUUGAAUUGUAUACGAAAUCCAUAUAUUCCACCAUUGGAUCCUUGUACAUUACCGAGGAAACAACGUCAAACUAUUCAUCAAUUAGGUUAUCGUUUAAUCCCUGGUGAUCGUUGUAUUGGUGGUUGGCAACCUCCAAUAUGGAAUCAGACGAUUUUAGACUUGAUCAAAUCAUGUCCAUACGAUACUACUACUGAUGGUGAGGAUGGUGUUACUGAUGCUGACAAUGACGGUGCUAAUUAUUUCAUCACUCACAAUCCAAUAUCAAUAAUUAUAUCGAUUAUACUACUUACAAUCGGUGUCAUAGUAUUAUUAUUUAUUUUAUGGAAUAAAACUCAUCAUCAUCGAUUAUUGACACAAACAACAAAUUAUCAUUUCGAUACAAGACAUUUUAAAAGUAUGACUAAUAAUGCUUUUAAUCAUAUACAUGAUUGGUUUAUUAUCCCAUUGAAAAGAAAUCAUUUCACUGGAUUUGUCAACAAUAGUCAUACUACUAAUACUACUCACAAUAAUAAUAGUAGUAUAAAUAAUAUUGAUAGAAUUUCUUCAAUAUUCAAUGAUAGUCGAACUGUUUUAUGGCCACCAACAUCUACUACUACUACUAACGCUACUCAUUGUACACCACCAUCAUCACUGCAUGAAUCCAAUACUCAUUCAAAUCAAUUUAAAAUUAAUUAUCUACAAUCAAAAUUAUUUAGUAAACCGCUAAAAACUACUCAAAUAAAUCAUGAUAGUAGUAUUAUUAGUAAUCAUAAUCAUAAUCACAAUUACAAUAAUAAUAUUAAUAAUAAUCAUCAUCAUAAUCAUUCAGUUAUUAUUCCAAAAAAAUCCAUUCUCAUUCCAACAAUGAAACGUGUCACUAACACUGGUCUACGUCAAUAUUUUCGUCAUAAUGAUAAAGACGUGACUAAUUUAUUAGAAGCAGAAGAAAUUCCAUCUUCAUGUUCAUUAUUGUCACUGUCAUCAAUCAAUAAUAAUAACAAUAGUAAUAAUAAUCACAGUAAUGAUUCCAAACAGUUAUAUGAUGAUCCAUUGAGUUCGUGUGCAUAUAACAAUUCUUUAACAAAAUUAUCCAAUGGAUUAACAAACAUUGUCCAUAACAAUAAUAAUGACUCUGAUACUUUAUCAUUAGUUAAUGAUAAUAAUAAUACUACUAACAAUAAUACUACUACUAAUGAAAAUUAUAAUCAAACUAUGCCAUUAAAACAACAACAACAACAUAGCUCAUCAUUCAUCUAUCUUCAUUAAAAAGAAGCAAAAGGAAUGAAUGAAUCAAACAAUCAUUCUUUUUUUUUUGUUUCAUCUUUUAUUUUUCGUUUUUAAACCUUCUCAUUAUUACAUAACACUUUCAAUAGUAGAGAUUGAAGAAGAGACAGUAAAACAUUACAAAAAGGGGAACUACAGUAACAAUAAUAUUAAUAAUGACAACAAUGUGAUUGUUAAUUGUUCGCAUAUUAUUUCUCUUCUUCUAUUCUUCUAUUUUCUUUCUGUUCAAUGUUCAUUUGUUUUUUAUUUGUUUUAUUUUCUUGUUGGUUUGUUUGUUUGUUUUUUAAAAAAAAAAUUUGUUGUUAUCACUGCUGAUUAUUUGUUUCAUUUUGAAUAAAUUUCUUAUUUAAAUGU